AUGCGAUGCCCUUCGCCAGUUAAUAUAGAUUCUUUGCCCAUAAAUAAAAUGUCGGACGACGAAGAAUACGAUAUUGCUGGAGCUUUAUCCUUAGUUGGAAAAGACGUUGACUCUAGCUCGGAGUCGGAUUCUGGCUUCUCGGAUUUCGAAGACGAAGAGCCCCAGGAUGUAAUUUCAGACAAUGAAGAGGAAGCAGCUCCAGCCAAAAAGAAACAGAAAGCAGUUCCAAGCAAAGAAACAGCUUUUCCUUCCUUAGAGCUUUCUGAUGAUGAAGGCUCUGCAGAAAAGGACAGCAAAGAUAUUGCUAGCUAUUUUGCUGUAAAUAAUCCAACAGCUAAAAAGGCUAAGGCUGGUACAUUUGCAUCUUUCGGACUUUCCAAGUUCAUCUUGAGUAACAUUGCCAAAAAGGGAUACAGGCAACCGACACCGAUCCAAAGAAAAACUAUCCCAUUGAUCAUGGAGAAUCGUGAUGUUGUUGGUAUGGCAAGAACUGGUUCUGGUAAAACUGCCGCUUUCGUAUUGCCAGUGAUUGAAAAAUUGAAGUCUCACAGUGCAAAAGUCGGUGCCCGUUCCGUGAUCUUAUCACCUUCGAGAGAGUUGGCAUUGCAAACAUUCAAGCAAGUGAAGGAGUUUAGUAAGGGUACAGACUUGAGAUCUGUUGUUCUUAUUGGUGGUGAUUCUUUGGAGGAGCAAUUUUCGUCUAUGAUGUCCAACCCAGAUAUAAUUGUUGCUACCCCAGGUAGAUUUUUGCACUUGCAGGUUGAAAUGCAGUUGGAUUUAAGUACAGUUGAGUAUAUUGUGUUCGAUGAAGCUGAUCGCUUAUUCGAGAUGGGUUUUGCAGAACAAUUGAAUGAAUUGUUGGCAAUUUUACCAACUUCAAGACAGUCUUUAUUAUUUUCUGCAACCUUGCCAAGAUCCCUUAUUGACUUUGCUAAAGCUGGAUUAUCAAACCCUGUGUUAGUGAGAUUGGAUGCUGAGUCCAAAAUUUCGGAUCUCUUGCAGAUGGCUUUUUUCUCUACCAAGAAGGCCGAAAGAGAAGCUUCUCUUUUGUGUAUCAUACUGGAUGUUAUCAAGAUGCCAUUAGCUACACAAGAAGAGAUAGCGAAAAUCAAAAGGGAAAGUAAGAAGGCAGAUGAGCUUUCUGAUGACGAGGACGAAAAGCCAGAAGGCGACAAGAAAAAGAGGAAGAAGUUCAAAAAGGAGAGAUUGCCCCCUGCAAAUGUCUUGCCUUCUCCUCACUCGACUAUUGUUUUCGUACCAACAAAGCACCAUGUUGAGUAUGUAACUGGCUUAUUGCGUGAUGCUGGCUAUUUGGUAUCAUAUAUCUAUGGUUCUUUGGAUCAAAGAGCUAGAAAAGAGCAAUUGUACAGGUUCAGAAUCGGACUCACAACCUUGUUGGUUGUUACUGAUGUGGCUGCCCGUGGUAUUGAUAUUCCAAUUUUGGCCAAUGUUGUCAACUAUACCUUACCUGCAUCAUCCAAGAUCUUUAUUCAUAGGGUUGGCCGUACUGCAAGAGCUGGUAAUAAGGGAUGGGCAUAUUCCAUUGUGAAUGAGCAAGAAUUACCUUAUCUUCUUGAUUUAGAGUUGUUCUUGGGUAAGAAAAUUUUGGUUACUUCGAUGCACGAGAAAAAAUGUGAGCUUAUGAAGGCUUCUAAAGGUGACGACUAUGUUGAGCCUAAGAUAUCUUACACUGACAGACUUGUGCUUGGCUCCCUUCCACGUAUCCAAUUGGAGAACAGCCAGGAGAUGUACGAAUCGCUUCUUCGUCACAAUUACGACUUGAAAGUAAUUAAAGACGUUGCUGCUAAAGGUGAAAAAUUGUAUCAUCGUACAAGACAAGCUGCUUCUACUGAGUCAGUCAAAAGAACAAAGGAGUUAGUUCAGACUGGUUUGUGGGACGAGCAACAUUUGAUUUUCGGUCCUAACUUGGAGAAAGAAAAAGAAAAGUUCCUUGCUCUGUUGGCUAACAGGAAUAUCAAGGAGACUGUAUUCGAAUACUCAAAAAAGGGCAGAGAGAAGGAAGAAGAUUCUCUUGUAACUUUGAUGCAAAGAAGAAGACGCCAAAUUGCUCCUCUUCAGAGGAAGGCGAAGGAAAGAAGGGAGCUCCUUGAAAAGGAAAGAAUUGCAGGUUUGAGUCACACCGUUCAAGAUGAGAUUUUGAAAGGUGAUGCUGGUGAAGUGGGUUAUUCUGUCACAGCAGUGGAAGCGGACGAGGAGGAACUUCAAGAAGCUUUUGAAGAUGCUGACGAGUUGCAUGCUAAACGCAAAGAGAAGAGAAAGAGUUAUAAAGAUCCCCAAUUUUACUUAAGUCAUCAUGCUCCGGCUGAAGCUAUUCAAGAUCAGCAAUUGGCUUUGCAUUCUUCUUUCGUUAAUGACGCUGCGAAGGCUACGUUCGACUUAGACAAUGACGAUAAGAGUCAGAAGAACAGUCAAGUCAUGAAAUGGGACAAGAAGAAAGGAAAGUACAUCAACAUGAAGUCUGUUGAAGGCAAAAAGUAUAUUAUUGGAGAAAGUGGACAGCGUAUACCCGCCUCAUUCAGAUCCGAGAAGUUUGAUGAAUGGAGGAAGAAGCGGAAUAUACUGUCCGCUUCAAGUGGAAUGUCUGAGACUGCCGACUCUGGUAAAGAUAACAACAAGAGGUUCAAACACAAAAAAAGGGACGCGCCUAAAGCUCCUGAUAAGUUUAGAGAUGAUUAUCACAAGCAGAAGCAGAAGGUUAAUAAGGCUCUUGAGUCUGGCAUUAAUGUGAGAGGAUUCAACAAACCUGGUCAAAGACAGGAAUUGAGGUCCACUGAACAAAUAAGAAAGGCCAGACAAGUGAAGGAGCAAAGGAAAGCAAAGAAUGCUCGCCCAAGCAGAAAACGCUAA
Molecule: messenger RNA, 2868 nt
Organism: Clavispora lusitaniae ATCC 42720
Lineage: Eukaryota; Fungi; Ascomycota; Pichiomycetes; Serinales; Metschnikowiaceae
Product: putative ATP-dependent RNA helicase
Cellular component (GO): nucleus
Molecular function (GO): RNA binding; ATP binding; RNA helicase activity
Source: RefSeq, a predicted model, not a curated record